Messenger RNA from Corylus avellana, 1138 nucleotides. NCBI's taxonomy places the organism in Eukaryota, Viridiplantae, Streptophyta, Magnoliopsida, Fagales, Betulaceae. The record is from RefSeq and is a predicted model, not a curated record.
ACGACAAAAAGUUCUAGGGUUUAUGAGUGUGUUGGAGACCACAAAGCACAUGCAGCUGGGUUUCGGAAGCUUGAAAACUCCACCAAUCGAAAUAGCGCUUUAAGCCGUUGUAUUUGUUGCUGGGUUUUGACUGAACUUAUCUGCUGAGUGAGAUGGGGGCCAAGGCAAAGAAAGCCAUGAAGAAGAAUUUGAAGAAGGCUUCUUCUCAGUUAGUGGCUUCUGCUCGUAAGACCGAAGCUGCUGAUUUUUUGCCACUAGAAGGUGGUCCUGGGCGCAAACUUCCCGAGCAAAAACCAAUUGAGGAUAAAGCUACAGUGCUGUACAUUGGUCGGGUGCCACAUGGGUUCUAUGAAAAGGAAAUGGAAGGUUUCUUUACACAAUUUGGUAAAGUCAAAAGAUUAAGAAUUGCACGGAAUAAAAAGACAGGAAAAUCAAAGCAUUUUGGCUUCAUCGAGUUCGAGUCUCCUGAGGUGGCAAAAAUAGUAGCUGACUGUAUGCAUAAUCAACUAUUAUUCGAGCAUCUUUUGCAAGUCCAUCUUAUUCCUCCAGAGCAUGUUCAUCCGAAAUUAUGGAGAGGUUUUAAUUACCGAUACAAGCCAGUUGACUCUGUUCAAAUUGAACGUAAGCGGCAAAACAAGGAAAGAACAUUAAAAGAGCACACGAAGUUGGUGGAAAAGAUCAUGAAGUGCGAUCUGAAAAGGAAAAAGAAAAUAGAGUCUGCUGGUAUUGAAUAUGAAUGCCCAGAAAUUGUGGGUAGCGUCCAGCCUGCUCCAAAGAAGAUAAAAUUUGAUGAUGAAUAGGACAAGGAGAAGUUCAAAAUUGGAGUUUCAUGAAGAUCGGAAGCGUUGAUGUUUAUGUCCUAUUGAAGAGGUUUUCACAGCACCUUCUUCAGCCUUGGAUCCUGGAUAAAUCCUUUGAAGCCCAUUUGUGUGACCUUUAUUGAUGUCAUCGUGUUUUGGCUGAUGACUAAUCUAGUAGUUUAAAACAGACUGGAUGUAGAAUGUGUUAAUUUUAAAGAAAUUUUCUUUCUGUUGAUUUACAGCCACAUCUUUUGUUUCUCAACAACACCUUCAGCAAUGUAAUAUCCCAAGAAACUGGUGGAUUGUUCAGGUUGCAAAGAUGAAAUUCCGUUGCUUUA